AGAAAACCCUUCUCGCCGAAGCUCUUGCCGAGCUUCCUUUUCCGUCGACUUCUCUUCGAUCCGCUUCCACUUUCCGGCUGUCAUAUCUACUGUUUAAAAGAUAGCUCCGACUAUUCUUGUCGAGAGGAAGGUGUUAACGAGAAAGGAACGAUGGAGCUGGCAGAGGAAGCGGAGACCAAGGGUUCCGCUGCGCCGAUCCCUCCCCCUGACGCCACCGGAGCGGCCGCAGUGACGGAGGACGAUGCGGUCGAACAGGAGCGCUAUUCUCGAGAGGCCAAAGCCGGCCUCCAUCCCUUGAAGCAUAAGUUCGUGUUCUGGUAUACUCGACGAACCCCUGGAUUACGAUCCCAAACAUCAUAUGAGGAUAACAUCAAAAAAAUUGUAGAAUUCAGUACGGUUGAAGGUUUCUGGGUCUGCUAUUGCCAUAUAGCACGUCCUUCCUCACUGCCAUGCCCAACUGAUAUCCAUCUUUUCAGAGAAGGCAUUAGGCCCCUAUGGGAGGAUUCUGCAAACUGUAAUGGUGGUAAGUGGAUAUUGAGAUUCAAAAAGGUCAUUUCAGGUCGUUUUUGGGAAGAUUUGGUAUUGUCAUUGAUCGGCGACCAACUAGAAUUCGGAGACAAUGUUUGCGGUGUUGUGCUAAGCAUUCGUUUCAACGAGGACAUCUUAAGUGUUUGGAAUCGCAAUGCAUCUGACCAAAAGGCUGUGAUGGCUCUGAGGGACACCAUCAAGCGACACUUAAAACUGCCCCAGACCUACUUGAUGGAGUACAAGCCCCACGACGCUUCACUACGGGACAACUCUUCGUAUCGUAACACUUGGUUGAGAGGAUAGACAUGACCGUCCGCGCCCCAAAGUUUGCUAAUUGCUACCUUGCAUAACGGUCGAACAUUUCUCUUUCAAUCUCAAAAAAUACUCCAACUAACGAUGCUCUUGAAUUAUGUUUGGUUUGUAGUCUUACUAGCUGACGUUUAAAUACUCCGUUAUAAUUCAAACCGUGGGUUGUUAAAUAUUUAUCA
This is a messenger RNA of Zingiber officinale, 1016 nucleotides long. Its product is annotated as eukaryotic translation initiation factor NCBP-like. Gene Ontology annotation, cellular component: eukaryotic translation initiation factor 4F complex; cytoplasm. The record is from RefSeq and is a predicted model, not a curated record. NCBI's taxonomy places the organism in Eukaryota, Viridiplantae, Streptophyta, Magnoliopsida, Zingiberales, Zingiberaceae. The transcript has 6 exons. Gene Ontology annotation, biological process: translational initiation. Bases 151 to 831 code for a protein of 226 amino acids. Gene Ontology annotation, molecular function: translation initiation factor activity; RNA 7-methylguanosine cap binding.